CCCUCAGUCUCUCACAGCCAGCGAAUAGCUGCGCAUCGCUGCGAUCGAGCGCACAAAGAAAAUAGAGAAAGAAAAAGAAAAAACCGAGGAAAGCGUAUUUCCCACUUGCCCUAACCAUUUUCCUGUUGCUGUUCGCAAUCGCGACGGCCACAAAGUGCAGUAGUGAACGAAUAUCUCCACGAAUUGCGACAUUUUUUUUCCUGUUGUCCCCGGCCAAGUGCGAAACGAAAAGAAAAUAAAAGUGCUAAUUGUGCAAUUGAUUGACACAACGAUCGAUCUAAUUUAUCGGUGGCAGUGCGAGGAUCAUUAGAUCACUGGGAGUAGUGUUCGCGUUUCAAACAUGAAAACAUGAAGCCUGCCGCGAAUUGAAAGGCAUAAUAAAUAAGAGUCAGCAGCAAAAAAGGCAGAGCAGACGCAGAACGCGCAGAUCGCAAACAACAAACGAGUGAAGAAGCGAAAAAAUGAUGCCGCCAAGACUGCCAGGCCCUGGUGCCGGCGGCCAUGGAGCAGCAACGACGAAUCCGGCAGAGAGUGCGAGUACCAGUGGCCACCACUUAACGAGAAGGCCCGCGAACACAACGUUUCACAAGCGGCGACGAAGGCGACAGAUCGGUGGCAGCCACAUCAGCAUCGGCAUCAGCUUCAGCUUCAGUUCCAGUGGCUACCUGGCCCUGCUCUUGCUCUCUGCCACCUGCUCCCUGGUGGCCACCACCUCCUCCUCCGCCUCCGCCUCCGCAGACACAGCCAUUGCGCCACCGGAUCCGAAUCCACAUUCGCAUCCGGAUCCGGAUGCAGCGGCCAGCCAGCAGCCCGUGGUGACCAGCAUCUCCUCCAGCUCGCCCUGUGCCCCGCAGCACUGGUGGGACUCGCAGCGGGACCGCUGCACCCCGUGCACCCGCUGCCAGGGCGAGAUGAUACCGCUGCGGCCCUGCCAGCUGCACACGGACACCAUCUGCGGCUCCAUAUACGAUCUGAAGAUCGACUGGGUCGUCCUCGCCAAGACCGAGCCUAAUUGGAAGGAGCGCCGAAAGUCCUCGGAGUACGAGCACUUCGAGCAGAAUGCCAAGCUGCAGCACCUGACCCACGAGCAACUGCAGCAGCUGCACGAGGAGGCGGCCGCCGCCUGGGUCCUGGACUGGCAGACAGGAGUGCUCUACGUGGCCGUACUCACCUGCCUGGUCUUCUUCUCGGUGGCCGCCUGCAUCCUCAUCCACCACAUGCGCCAGUGGCGCCGCAUGGAGCGUCGCCUGGAUCAGGAUGUGGAGGAGCUGUCGACCAAGCUGAUGGCCAAGCUGGCGGAGGUGCAGAGUCUGGACGGAGGCACCUUCUUCAUCGGCAACGCGGACGCCUUGCGAGGACUGCCCGCCUCCGGAGUGGCGACGCAUGCAGCUGCGGCGCAGUCGGGAAUCUUCCAGCCGCAACACGUGCUGCUGCCUGAGAAACGCGGCAAGCACCAGGAGCGAAGGAUCCUGAAGACCCUGCAGCCCGGCAAUGUCUACAUCGAGGAGAGCAACGCGGGAUUGGGCGUGGGUCUGGGCAUGCGUCCCAAGGGCUAGGCAAAGGGGUCGGCAGGGGGGUUGGUGGGGGGGGGGGGGGGGACAUACUUAAGGAGUGGCGAUGGAGGAGCAAGGACGAUGCAUCAACCGGAAACGAAAACGUAACCGGAAACCGGAGACCGGAAACCAGAAACCGGUUGGAGAGAAGAACUUUGUACAAACAGCCGCUUAAAGGAGAAACGGAAGGGAACCGAAACUAUUAUUAUUUUUUAUAUUAUUAAUCUUAUUCUUAUUAUUACGACUUUUUUUGUCCUAAUAUUUAAUUGAAUCGUUAUGUUGACUUGUUUGUAAUGCGGAUUCCCGUUGUGGGGGAAUCCCGGCAGAAUGCGGCAGAAUGUUUGUACAUAGAGAUAGAGUUGAGGAGGCAGUUGUGGUGGCACCCACCCACGAAGUAUAUAGUAUAUGAUUAACACGAUUAUGAUUAACAAAUUUCUACUUAAUGUAAAUAUUAAGGCGAUCGAACCCGCGAACCUAACGUAACGAAAACGCAAUGGAUUGGAUUGGUAUAGCAUCGAAACCAAGCAAUAUCGGCAACAUAUCAGCUACUAUAUAGACCGCAUAUAGACGCGCGUAUUGUUAAACAUCAUCCAUACACAGAAACUCACUCACACACACACACACACACUAUAACACUAUAACCAAGUUAAAAUAUCAAACGAGGGCAUUUUCCGGCUAGCUGCUACCGAGCUUAAUCGAAUUAACUGUAACAGUAAUGGUAAAGAUACAGAUAUAACUACUUAUAAUAAUGAUAAUUAACGGAUAACUAUAUCGAUAGGGAGAAAUGUCUAUGUCCUAAGUGCUAUCAGUGUGCAAACAGCAAUAAAAAGUUCUACGAAUAUACGAGA
This is a messenger RNA of Drosophila gunungcola (fruit fly), 2401 nucleotides long. RefSeq names its product tumor necrosis factor receptor superfamily member wengen (gene wgn). The transcript has 5 exons. Gene Ontology annotation, molecular function: protein binding. Bases 462 to 1556 code for a protein of 364 amino acids. The record is from RefSeq and is a predicted model, not a curated record. Lineage: Eukaryota; Metazoa; Arthropoda; Insecta; Diptera; Drosophilidae.